GGAAUAACAAAGUGCACCAGGUAGAGCAAUUUAUUCAAACAAGUCCCACAUAAUCAUCUAACAGCCCAUCUCCUGGUAUUUCCACACUCCCAAAUCUGUGCUGGGAGACAGCAUACCUUCUCAGCUCCUGAAGAAGAUGCACUACCUGUGAAACCUGAAUGGGCUGCAGCGCACGAUGACCCUCAACGUCCCAGGCCUGGUGGUGAUGGUACUGUUUUACCUGAUGGUGCUGGGUACCGGACUGUGGGCCUCGAGGAAGUCCAAGGAGUUAGAGAAAGACAGCAAAGCAGACCGGAGAGAGAUCACGCUGUUGGGCAACAGAGGGAUCAGUCUGGCGGUGGGAGUCUUCACCAUGACAGCUACAUUUAUAGGAGGCGGCUUCAUUGUUGGCCUGACGGAGAUUGUGUACACUCCAACUCUGGGACUCACCUGGGCGGUCAUGCCAGUGACAACAGCGCUGACUUUUAUUGUUGGUGGACUUUUCUUUGCCAAGCCAAUGAGGGAGAGGAAAUAUGUGACAAUGAUGGACCCCUUCCAGAUCAAGUAUGGAAGGUUAAUAAGUGGAGUGCUUUCUGUGGUUCUGGUCAUUUCUGAUGUAAUCUGGGUGACAGGAACUCUUAUCGGCUUAGGAGCAACAAUAAGCCUGAUCCUGGGUUUGUCCUACACUGUUUCCAUUUGGAUCUCUGCCACAGUAGCCAUCAUUUACACAUUACUGGGAGGCCUCUACUCUGUAGCCUACACAGACAUCAUACAGCUAACUCUCAUAUUCUUCAGUAUGUGGCUCUGUGUCCCUUUCAUCCUGAUGAGCCCACACUCAGUUGACAUUACCAAGACUGCUUUCAACUUUACCUACCAGGCACCUUGGAUUGGUUCUGUGGAAAAAGAAGAGGCAUGGCAAUGGAUUGACAAUGUAUUAUUAUUGGGUUUAGGUAACCUUGGAUAUCAGGACUUCCACCAGAGGACUCUUUCAGCCUCCUCAUCAAAUACAGCCAGGAUCACCUGCUUUAUUGCAGUUCCUCUAGUCUUCAUACUUGGAAUCCCAUCUGUGCUGAUUGGAGCAGUCGCGGCAUCAACAGACUGGAACAUGACCUUAUAUGGCUCCCCAUCCCCCUUCGAGCGAGGAGAUGCUGGUCAGGUUCUGCCAAUUGCUCUGCAGUACCUCACUCCAAACUACAUCUCCAUCAUUGGUAUUGGAGCUGUAGCUGCUGCUGCGAUGUCCUCAACAGACUCUGCACUAUUAUCCGCUGCCUCCAUCUUCUCAUCCAACAUAUAUAAGAACAUCCUAAGGACCACAGCAUCAGACAGGGAGCUCCAGUGGGUGAUCCGUGUCACUGUGGUGCUGGUGGGCGUGGCUGGCACAUCGCUCACCUUCCUAAACAACAGCAUCAUGGUUUUUUGGAUCCUGGGCUCAGACAUAACCUACACCAUCAUGUUCCCUCAACUAGUCUGCGUCCUCUUUUUCAACAUCUCCAAUGGUUAUGGCUCCAUCAUGGGCUUGCUAGUUGGAGUGCUGCUGAGAUUGCUCAGUGGUGAACCAUCCAUAGGGUUACCUGUUGUCCUUCACUUCCCGGGUUGCACUCUUGAAGAUGGCAUCUAUGUCCAGCGCUCUCCGGCCAGGACUAUCUGCAUGUUAUCCACUAUCUUUGUUACUUUGUUGUUCUCCUACCUGUCAUCACAGCUCUUCAAUAGAGGAUUGAUUUCUGAGAGGUGGGACGUAUUCAAAGUGAAGGCCAACAAACAAUCACAAAAACUAACAUUAACGAGCAAUGGCAUCAUCAAAACAGACAAGGAGGAGAAGCCCGAUGGUCAGAAUGAAACUGAACUAAUGCUAACCACCAGUCAGCCGGAGUGACAAACUAAUGAUUUAGUGGGAUGCAGAUGUAUUUUUUAUGGUGAUAUAUUAUCACACCUUCUAUUUUUAUGCCAAAUAUUUUGUGAAAUGAUCAUGUUGGCCUUAGGACCUUGGAGGAAUUCAUUGUUUGUAAUCAGUGCAUGGUUUGUUCCUGUUUAAGUCCCUGUUUAAGAAUACUAUCAUUGACUUACUUAAAAAAAUACUUGAACCUUCUCUUUUUAGCACUUAUAUACCAAUCUCAAAAGUUAUUGCUUAGAAAAGGUUAAGGCUAAGCAGCUUACAGCUGUUGUACACAAAUACUUCAUAAAUUACAAUCUUUCUUAUGUAGAGAUCAGUCCAGCAAAAUAGCACAGUGUUACAGUCAGCCGUGUCCCAGACCAGACACUGCUGACCAUCACAUUAUGCUUGAUAGACUGAGAUACUGGGUGGGUGUUUUAGGGUCUGCUUUGAAGUGGCUUGCUUCAUAUCUGUCUGAAAGAUUCUCUUCCAUGGUUGUUUCUAAAUUCAGGUCUCCUUCCACUUCUCUUGCCUCUGGUGUGCAACAAGAUUCUGUUUUGGGGGCCCUAUUGUUUCUGGUAUAUCUGCUCCCUCUUCAGUAUAUUUCUCAGCGGUAGCAACAAUUUUCUCAAGCUUAACAAAGAGAAAUCAGAAGUUGUUACUGCCCCUGACAGACUUCUGCCUAACUGAAACUCUUGGUUCCCUUGUCACUUUUCAGGACGCUUAGGGUAACUUAUGACUCAGCUUUGACUUUGGAUUCUCACAUUAAGUCUCCGCCAUGUGCUUUCUUUUAUCAUGUCAUUGCACCUCUGCAUUCUCAGUCAUUUUUAAACAUGUUGCUGUCAUUAAAUUUGAAACCAGCAUUGUUUUUUAAACAUUUCUAUUUCUAACAUUUCUAUGUCGAUUUGAAAUGGUGUCUUUUUUUAAACAAAGGUUUAAAUAAAGGGGUUUAAAUGAUUUGCUGCUGCAUUAUGUUUUUACACAAUUUCACUUUUUUUAAAAUGUCAUUUUGCAUUAUUGAGCUUGUGUCAAUUGUGUUGUGUUUUCAGAUUAAUCUAGAGGUUUGUUGGUGUGAACUGCACUUUACAUCUUAGAACAGUUUAAAAGUAUUUCUAAAAUUUUACAGGUGCUUUGUGAUAAAUGUGGUUUUUUUUUCUUUUUUUAAUUGGAAUAAUUAUAUUAGGGCAUUUGCAGUUUUA
Oreochromis aureus is the source of this 3048-nucleotide messenger RNA. Its product is annotated as high-affinity choline transporter 1-like. Gene Ontology annotation, cellular component: plasma membrane. The record is from RefSeq and is a predicted model, not a curated record. Gene Ontology annotation, molecular function: choline:sodium symporter activity. Bases 176 to 1852 code for a protein of 558 amino acids. Lineage: Eukaryota; Metazoa; Chordata; Actinopteri; Cichliformes; Cichlidae. Gene Ontology annotation, biological process: transmembrane transport; acetylcholine biosynthetic process; choline transport. The transcript is spliced from 9 exons.